This is a messenger RNA of Neoarthrinium moseri, 1458 nucleotides long. RefSeq lists its product as uncharacterized. The coding region runs from base 1 to 1458 and encodes 485 amino acids. The record is from RefSeq and is a predicted model, not a curated record. Gene Ontology annotation, biological process: GPI anchor biosynthetic process. The transcript is spliced from 2 exons. Gene Ontology annotation, cellular component: glycosylphosphatidylinositol-N-acetylglucosaminyltransferase (GPI-GnT) complex. Gene Ontology annotation, molecular function: phosphatidylinositol N-acetylglucosaminyltransferase activity. Lineage: Eukaryota; Fungi; Ascomycota; Sordariomycetes; Amphisphaeriales; Apiosporaceae.
AUGCCGCGUCGAACUUACAACAUCGCCAUGGUGUGCGACUUCUUCUUUCCGCAGCCAGGAGGAGUCGAAAGCCACAUCUACCAGGUUGCGUCCAAGCUUAUAGACCGAGGCCACAAGGUGGUGGUUGUUACCCAUGCCUACGACGACCGAAAGGGCAUCCGGUACCUGACGAAUGGGAUCAAAGUCUACCAUGUGCCAUUUGCCAUCAUAUACCGAUCAGCCUCCUUCCCGACCGUCUUCUCCUUCUUUCCCAUGUUCAGAAACAUCAUGCUCAGGGAACAGAUCGAGAUCGUUCACGGACAUGGCAGUUUGAGCAGUCUGUGCAAUGAAGGACUGCUGCACGCCAGAACCAUGGGCUUGAGGACUGUCUUCACGGAUCACUCUCUAUUUGGCUUCGCCGAGGCCGGCAGCAUUCUCACCAACAAGCUGUUGAAGUUCAUCCUCAGCGAUGUAGAUCACAUCAUUUGUGUCAGCCACACAAGUAAAGAAAAUACUGUCCUGCGCGCUGCCUUGGACCCUCUGAUGGUGUCUGUCAUUCCAAACGCGCUGGUUUCGGAGAACUUCCGUCCUCUCAACUAUCCUACGGAGCCAUCUGCUCCAGGCGCCGGUUUCGGGCAUAACCCGCCAACCGCUCAUCACCUUGGGCCUAAUGAUCCCGUUACCAUCGUUGUCAUAUCUCGGCUAUUCUACAACAAGGGCAUAGACCUUCUGACCGCAUCCAUUCCCCGGAUCAUAAUGAACCACCCCAACACCAGGUUCAUAAUCGCUGGAUCAGGGCCCAAGGCUAUUGAUCUAGAGCAGAUGAUCGAACAGAAUGUGCUGCAAGACAAAGUUGAAAUGCUUGGCGCGGUCCGCCAUGAGCAGGUCCGCGAUGUCAUGGUACGCGGGCACAUCUACCUGCAUCCCAGUUUGACGGAAGCUUUUGGCACAGUCAUUGUUGAAGCGGCUAGUUGUGGCCUUUACGUUGUGUGCACGGCGGUUGGUGGUAUUCCCGAAGUCCUCCCCAGCCACAUGACUGUCUUUGCCAAACCCGAAGAGGAUGACCUGGUCCUCGCGACAGGCAAGGCCAUCGCCGCACUUCGCGCCAAUAGGGUCCGCACCGAGAAGUUCCAUGACCAGGUCAAGGUCAUGUAUUCCUGGAGCAACAUCGCCAAACGUACGGAGCGUGUAUACCAAGGCAUAUCCGGUGAUAUCAGUGAGACCGAGUUCUAUGGUUAUGAGACGGCCGACUCUGCAGCCUGGGGUGCUACCAGUCGCUCGGGGGUUCGCAGUUUCGCGCUCAUUGAUCGUCUGAAGCGCUACUACGGCUGCGGUAUCUGGGCCGGUAAGCUGUUCUGUCUCUGCGUUGUCAUUGAUUAUUUGAUAUUCCUGUUUUGCGAGUGGUGGUGGCCAAGAGACCAAAUCGAUACAGCGGCCGAUUGGCCCAGAAAGCAUUUCGAGGAUAGUGACGAGGACUGA